Messenger RNA from Leptopilina heterotoma, 956 nucleotides. RefSeq names its product transcription initiation factor TFIID subunit 10 (gene Taf10). Gene Ontology annotation, biological process: transcription initiation at RNA polymerase II promoter. The transcript is spliced from 4 exons. The record is from RefSeq and is a predicted model, not a curated record. Bases 192 to 569 code for a protein of 125 amino acids. Lineage: Eukaryota; Metazoa; Arthropoda; Insecta; Hymenoptera; Figitidae. Gene Ontology annotation, cellular component: SAGA complex; transcription factor TFIID complex; nucleus. Gene Ontology annotation, molecular function: RNA polymerase II general transcription initiation factor activity; promoter-specific chromatin binding.
AAUCUACCUACCCUACCCAUACGUGCUAAAGUGAGAUUACAAGAAAGAAAUUGACAAAUGUUUAUCUUUUCGCUUUGUAAUUAAAAUAAUUUAAUAACAUCUACCAGAAUAAUCGAUUCAACAAAAUUUCAUCACUUUCAUCUAGUCGAUAUUUACUUUUUAAGGAAUUUAAUUCCAAUAAGUAGUUGAGAAUGGAAGAAAAUAACGAAAAAGAGUCAACUUUCGUUCAGGAAGAACCAACGACAACUGCUGGUCAACCUUUAUCUGAUUUUCUCCUUCAAUUAGAAGAUUACACACCAACGCUUCCUGACUCGAUUACGGAACAUUAUUUGCGUACUGGAGGAUUCAAUACGACAGAUGCAAGAAUUGUACGUCUAGUGUCUUUGGCAGCGCAAAAAUUCAUCUCCGAGAUAUCAAAUGACGCUCUUCAGCAUUGUAAAACAAGAGGGGCGAAUUUAAACACUAAAACCAAAAUAAAAGAUCGUCGUUAUACAUUAACAAUGGAAGAUUUAACACCUGCAGUCGCAGAAUAUGGAAUUAUUGUCAAGAAACCUCAUUAUUUCGUUUAAUCUUCUUUUCUUAAUUAAUAAAUUAAUUAGGAAAUAAAUAUUAAGAAAUAAAAAUUAAUUAAGAAAUAAAAAAAUUAAUUAAGAAUUAAGAAAUGAAAAUAUUAACUAAGAAUUAAGAAAUUAAAUAAAAUAAUUAGCUCCCGUGAAAAAUAAAAAUUGUAUCGAUUAUUUUAUUUUCUACUAAAAUCCGAUUAAAAGCAACUAUUUUAUUUACACAAGAAUUUUUUAUUUACUUUAAUAAUAUAUAUUAUGCAAAUAUUUAUACGAAUUUCGAGACACUUCAAUUAGAAAAAAUAGAGUAUGUUAUAAAAAUCUUAGAAGUAUUUUCAUAAAGCUCACAAGUAAGCUGUGUACUUUUCUUUCCAAUAAAAACUUGAUUCUACAUAA